AUGAGUGAUUUCGAGCCUUUAGAGCCUUCGUUAAGAAACGUAAUCGAACAAACAACUCUCAAAUGGAUUUUCGUGGGUGGAAAAGGCGGUGUAGGGAAAACAACGUGCAGUUGUAGUUUAGCCAUACAACUGUCAAAAGUAAGAGAAUCUGUGUUAAUUAUAUCGACUGACCCCGCACACAACAUAUCAGACGCCUUUGAUCAAAAAUUUAAUAAAGUUCCGAACUUGGUUAAGGGUUUCAAAAACUUGUACGCCAUGGAAAUUGACCCCAACAUUGGACUGAACGAACUUCCCGAAGAGUAUUUUGAUGGCGAAGAAGAUGCUAUUAAAUUAAGCAAAGGCAAGAUAUCAACAAGAUACAAAAUCCCCUCAUAUGAGGCAAUGAGCUACGCGGAAGUGAUGCGUUUAAUAAAAAGCAUGAAUUUUUCAACUGUGGUCUUUGAUACAGCCCCAACAGGUCACACAUUACGGUUACUCUCAUUUCCACAAGUGGUAGAAAAGGGUUUGGGUAAAUUAUUGCGCUUGAAAAUGAAGCUGACACCCUUGAUGUCACAGUGCAGCACUUUAUUUGGGAUGCCUGAUUUAAGUGCCGAUAAUUUUACCUCAAAACUAGAGGAUAUGUUGAGUAUUAUUAAGACAAUGAAUGAACAGUUUCAAAACCCAGAUCAAACAACUUUUGUAUGUGUUUGCAUAGCUGAGUUUCUGUCUUUAUAUGAAACCGAGCGUUUAGUGCAAGAACUGACUAAAUGCAAAAUUGACACACAUAACAUCAUUGUUAAUCAAUUGCUGUUCAAAAAACCCAAUGAGUUGCCUUGCAAAAUGUGUUCCGCUCGAUACAAAAUCCAAGAAAAGUACCUCGAUCAAAUCAACGAUUUGUAUGAAGAUUUUCAUGUAACAAAACUACCGUUGUUGGAAAAAGAGGUUAGAGGGGCCGAUAGCGUUAAAUCUUUCUCGGAAAAUUUAGUAAAGCCUUACACAAUCUAG
Messenger RNA from Brassicogethes aeneus, 984 nucleotides. The record is from the annotation of a GenBank genome assembly. NCBI's taxonomy places the organism in Eukaryota, Metazoa, Arthropoda, Insecta, Coleoptera, Nitidulidae.